Erythranthe guttata (spotted monkey flower) is the source of this 471-nucleotide messenger RNA. The record is from RefSeq and is a predicted model, not a curated record. Lineage: Eukaryota; Viridiplantae; Streptophyta; Magnoliopsida; Lamiales; Phrymaceae.
AUGCAGCUAAACCCGAAAAAGAAGAACUCUGCGCUCCAAGAUAACAUUCUUGGAAGUUUGAGACUGCCGAGUGCUCCGGUGCGCGAACCGGUUCGCCGGUGGUUCCAAUGGGAGAAGCCUCCGUUAGGUUAUUAUAAGCUGAAUGUGAACGGGUGGUAUAUGGAGGGAGAAAUAGGAAAUGGGAUUUGGAGUUCAUGGGUUGUUCCCCUUGAGAAACAGGUCGAAGAAGCUUGCAAGAAAGUUAAGGCAAUGAAGGAACUGAAAAAGGGAUACAACAUUGUUGGUCUUUCACAGGGGACUCUGAUUGGUCGAGGAAUUGUGGAGUUUUGUGAAGGAGCACCACCGACAAACAUUUCAGCCGUCCGUGCUAUAGCUAAUAACAUACUAAGAGCUGGAGUGUAUUCUGAAUAUGCCCAAAAUCAGUUUGCUCCAAGUGGCUAUACCAAGAUACCAGAGCUUCUUCAACUAUGA